AUGCGAACGAAAAAGGUAAAGGACUUACUAGUGGACGAGGAAUGUGUUGGAGUUGAAGUAGUAAAUAGGGUCGCCGGAAUCUGGAUGCUGUUGGCCGGAAAUGCGCUACUGGAAAUUGGAAAUGCACGAGGAAGGGAGAAAGUGGCAAAUAGAGUUAACUGGAAUUUGGCAGCCCCUAUUUAUAGGGAGCGAAAUGGGGGGGAAACGAGGUACGGAGACCGAAGGGACGCGACAACUGAAAAUACGCGGACGCCACUUCCCAAUGUCAGCACUGUACCGGAGGUGGCCGCGGCAGAGCGGUGUGAUGAUGGGCUUCCACGUGGCAGGGGGAUAGAUCAGCAUAAAUAUGCAAGUAUAAUUGGAAGUUUGAUAUAUGCCAUUGAUUGUAUUCGACCAGAUAUUGCUUAUGCUGUAAAUAUUUUGGGUAGAUUUACAAGUAAACCUAGUUAUGAUCAUUGGAAUGCUAUUGUUCAUGUUAUGAAAUACCUUAAAGGUACUAUAAAUUAUGGUUUACAUUAUAAAAAUUAUCUGGCUAUUCUAGAAGGGUUUAAUGAUGCAAAUUUAAAUUCUCAAUCUGGUGAUUCAUUAUCUACCACUGUUUAUAUUUUUAUUUUGGGUGGUGCAACUGUGUGUUGGAGAUCUAAAAAACAACACAUUAUUGCUAAAUCUGCUAUGGAAGCUGAGCUUAUAGCUUUAGCUUCUGUUGGUGAAGAGAUCAAAGGGAAGCAACAACAAAGAUUUGGGCUGUUGUAUCCUAGAGGCGGUGCGCUAGAUCUUUUACAUCAGUUAAAAGAAAAUACCUGGUAUCAGAACCUCGUUUCUUUACAAGAAUCAAUGGCGGUAGAUACUAGAUCUCAGGACUCCAAGAAAUUGGAGGAGAACAUGCUAGCUUUGUUGAGAGAGCAGAGAGAACAGUUUGAAAGGGAAAUGGCAGCCCUAAAAUCACUAGUUCUGGAGCUUCACUCUCAGAGAAGUCCAUAUGUAACCAAUUCUUCAGGAACCGAUUGGCACACCAACCAGAAUAGGGGCUAUCAAGCUCUGACAAAGUUCUCCAGGAUGGAUUUUUCAAAGUUCUUUAGUGAAGAUUUUAGUGGGUAG
Molecule: messenger RNA, 1098 nt
Organism: Coffea arabica (coffee)
Lineage: Eukaryota; Viridiplantae; Streptophyta; Magnoliopsida; Gentianales; Rubiaceae
Source: RefSeq, a predicted model, not a curated record